Molecule: messenger RNA, 399 nt
Organism: Phragmites australis (common reed)
Lineage: Eukaryota; Viridiplantae; Streptophyta; Magnoliopsida; Poales; Poaceae
Product: tropinone reductase-like
Exons: 1
Coding region: 1-399 (132 amino acids)
Molecular function (GO): oxidoreductase activity
Source: RefSeq, a predicted model, not a curated record
AUGCCGUCGCACUGGGUCGACAAGGACCUCCUUCCCUGUGUCACCGCCUCCGUCUGCGACAUCUCCUCGCAGCACGACAGGGACAACCUCGUCGCUGUCGUGCGCGACCUCUUCCACAACCAGCUCCACAUCCUCGUCAACAACGUCGGCCAAUCCCUCCACAAGCCCAACGCGGACACCACAUCCGACGACUACUCCCGCCUCAUGGCCACCAAUCUACUUGCUCACCUUGUGCACAUGUCCUCCGUCGCCUCCUUCAUCGCGUACCUGGCAUUGUCCCUCUACUCGCUCACCAAGGGUGGCCUGAUCCCGCUCACCAAGUGCCUUGUCGCCAAGUGGGUGCCGCACCUCGCCCCCCACCUCCAUCGCCCAGCCCCGAAGCGGACGAUGGCGACAUAG